CAAGGUCAUUUAUACUCUUUAUUUCCACUACAUUGGUUGUCAUAGCAUCGUCACGGUGACUUUUGAAAAUGCACGAAAGUUUGAGAGCAAAAUGCUAUAUCCUUGGAAGUCAGUCCUGCGGGAAAACAUCGAUUGUUCAAUCAUUUUGCAGUGGUGGCCGGGACUUUCCAAAGAACUACCUUAUGGUAGCUAUGAUUAUUCAAAGUAACAAUAAGAACUCCAGUCUAAGACAGUUGAAUUCGUUGUCAAAACAAUGACAAUACCAGGAGUGGAUGACAGCAUCGUGCGGAAUUGUUCUUAUAUAACAUCCCAGGCAACGAAGUUCUUCAGGAUCUCAUGAAUCAUUAUGUAGGGUAUUCAUUAUUUUUAUAAGGUUAGAUUGAUAUGACCAACCUUGUCGUUGUUGUUUUUGAUGUAACUGACCACGAAAGCUUCUCCAGUGCAAAGCUUACACUGACAGAACUCCGGAAAUCCCUUAAUUACAUACGUAUACCGGGUAUGAGCACUUUCUUACUAUAUACCUGGCUUCUAGUCGUUCUUGUGGGAAAUAAAAUAGAUCUUGAAGCGAAGCGUAUCAACAGUGUAGAAGAAGCCCAGGCGUUAGCGGAUGAUCUAAGUAUUCCAUAUUUCGAAACUUCUGCUGUAAGUCCUUAUUUUUUUGUUUAUAUGGCGUCUAGUGUGCACCAAUUGUAGUACAUACUGGUUCAGAAAACGUUUUUGAAAUAUAUGUCCCCGUAUCUUGAGUCCGUCGUAGUUUAAUUAUUUUAUACACAUCCUUCUGGUCUGAUAUAAUACUGUAAAGGACACUUGUUAGCAGGUUUAUAUUCAACUGAUGAGUUUUUUAUUUAAGAGAAAUUGGAGACGUAAAAUUACUCAGCCAAGACGAAAAUCUAGAGGGUAUUAGGAUGAGCAUAUCAGAGUUAUUAUCUCAGUAAAAUAGUGAUGGAAAGACAAUAACGGGUAAUUGAAAGAGUGCAAACAUGAAUCAAUAAUUCAAAAAACAAAACAUUGAGAUUAUUCAGGUUUUAGAACUGCUGCACAACGACUCAUUUAAAAUUCCAAUAAAUCCGUAAUAGCCAAUAUGAAAUUUGCGAAGUAUGGAUUUCUGAAAGCUUAAAUGUACAUACAUACAAUACUAUUCCAUGAUAAUUAUUGUCGAUACAUUAAAUAAUGGCAGAAGGAUUUGCCCGUGUUCAAGAUUACAGAUUGAAAGUGUGGAGAUAUUUGAGUUUAAUCAGAGUUAGCAUCUUUUACUGAUGUACGAUGGUUAUCAAAAUCAAGGGUUGUUAACAGAUGUACAAAUAUGUGCAAUGAUUUGAUCUUUUGCUAGAAGCGUUCUUUCUAUUUAUCUCUGUUAUCUAGAACAACACCGGAGAUAUUUUAAUAAACCGCGUAUGACUCAUUUUAUUUAACACCUUAGGUUUAUAGGAGACAACCAUAUAAAUUCAUUGAUAUUCAGUAACAUUUGGAUUUGGUGAUCUUUUUGAGGAAAUUUAGUGGAUAUACCUAUGAAUCAAUUAGAGGACUUAUUUAGGGAUGAAUAAUUACUCUUUUGUUAGUGGUAAUACGUACGCGAACGUGUCAUAAAAUUUUGUUUCAUAAUAUUUAUGGUGCACUAAUUUUAACCCCUUCAAGACGUUUCUUGAUUGUAAAAAUACAAUCGUCCUAUUUCCAUCUUGAAUGUCAAAAGUAUCCAUAAAACUCCCCAUAAAUCAGGCUUUUGCACUGCUUAUAAUCUGUUUUCGUAAACUCCGCAUAGUUACAAAUCUUCUAUAAAAUCGAGUUCAUACUCAGGUUUUCUGAAAUUUCACAAGCAAUCAUCCUAAUAAUGAAUUAGUGAUCCAAAAACACAAAAACCCCAGAUAUUUAGUGUCUACGCCAAUAUAUUAAAUCGAUGAUUGUUUUGAUCUAGAGGCAAUUUUGCAGCCUUCACAGCUUGCACUGAAAUUUCUGAUCCUUUUAAAAUGGGUUACUGACUUCAGUAUGUUGUCUUUAUAAAUAGCGAUCAAAAUUUCAUGAACAUUUUACAAAAAUUUCUUCCAGAUUCACCACAAACCAUCACACAUCACUUUGCGUGUUCAUUAAACAUAUAUUUUGUGAUAAUUGUUUUAAAACUUUCAGAAGGAGGUAGUUGGUAUUGAUGUUCCCUUUCUACAUCUUAUUAAGAAGUAUUAUGAACUGUACAAUGAUGCAGUCAAUUACUAUCAAACUUUAAUAUGAUUGUUAUAUAUGCCUUCAAUUGAUGUAACACGUGUUUUGUUUUCACUGACGGUUGAGAUGUUUGAUUCUGUUAUAAUUGUAUUUUGCUAAUAAACGACCCAGCUAUUCCUAUU
Schistosoma rodhaini is the source of this 2333-nucleotide messenger RNA. The record is from the annotation of a GenBank genome assembly. Lineage: Eukaryota; Metazoa; Platyhelminthes; Trematoda; Strigeidida; Schistosomatidae.